AUGCCAGCUAGAACAGCAGCUGAGAAACUAGCACGAAAACAGGCUCUUGAAGAGAAACGCGAGGCUCGUCGCCUUGCCAAGGAGAAGAAGGAUAAAGAAAAGGCUGCACAGAGUGGCAACGACCACCAAAAAACAACGAAAGGACAGGAAAAACAAGGGUCUUCCAAUGAUGAACCAAAAGGAGAAUGCUACAUUUUUGGGCUUUCGGAUGAUACUCUCAGCCACAUAAUAUGUUUCCUUCCGUCUCGCUGCAUUGGGGCUCUUGCUCUAACAGGACGUCGAUUUAGUCAACUUUUGGUGGACGCCCGUGUUCAUUUCAUCAUGGAUCGAUUGAAUAGUCCAAGCACCAAGUCCAUCGGAUUCUACAAAUCCAUUGCCAUGUGUUUGAAUCAAAAUGAAGCGCGGUCAAUUUUGGAACAGUCCUAUGGCGGUGGUGACACACAACGAAUCCGAGCCAAGGGCAAGGCUGGCAAGAAUUUCACCAGUGAAUUCGUGUCGUAUGCUCGAUUCUUAGAAGAAGCUGUCAAUGGUUAUGCGACACAGAACUUUGGUGGGCGAGAUCCAGCUCGAUUGCCUCCUUUUGUGAAUGGGCGAUUUAUCUCUGUCUCGCCCGAACAUAGUUUGUGUCGUGUUGGUGGAGGAUCAACGUCAGGGGCAGGCGGCUCUGGUUGCGCUUCAUGGGGUGUUGGGAAAAGAGGUCAAUUGGGGCACGGGAAGCGAGAAGAUGAGCCAAACCCACGGAUGCUUCUAGGAGGCAUUGGAUACGGAAUUCGAAUCGUUCAAGUCAGUGCUGGAGGAGGUCUAGUUCGUGUGGCCCACUCUCUCCUCUUGACAUCUACUGGUAGAGUCAUGUCCUUUGGUACCGGCCAAUAUGGAGCACUUGGCCAUGGAUUCUCUGCCGGAAAACAGCUUCCAGAUGCGUUACGCCCAAGGUACAUUGAAGCAUUGGCGGGUAUUCGGUGUACCAGUGUUUCCGCUGGAGAGCUCCAUAGUGCAGCUACUACUGCGGAUGGUGAUGUAUAUACUUGGGGAGACGGAUUCUGUGGACAAUUGGGUCAUGGCGAUAAAUCACCACAGCCAGCUCCUGUUCAAGUGACGAAAGGAGGCCUUGAUGAUGAGGUUGUUUCCCAGGUGAGCUGCGGAGCUAGGCAUACAAUCGCAGUGACCGAGGAUGGAGACGUCUUCACAUGGGGUCUCGGACAUUUUGGUGUAUUGGGACGUUCCUACACACCGUUUGAUCACGAACCUAAUGGAGCGUUGGCGGCGCUUGGUGUAGAGGAAGAGGACUUGGAAGGCCAAGCCCGGGGCAAUGAUCAAGCUCCGGCUGCUGCUGCCGCUGCAGCAAACAACGAUAUACCCAAUGGAGGUCGGGUACAUGAUCCUCGAAGCUUUGAAAGUCUUAUGGAACACUUGGAAAUGAUCGCGAACUUGAAACUUGUGGAUACGUCUGAUCAAUGUAUUCCUAUGACAGUAGAUUCACUGGAAGGAAUUAAGAUUGUUGGUGCAAGCGCUGGGCACAGACAUUCGCUACUAUUGGAUGAUCAUGGUGGGAUGUAUUCGUGUGGUGCUGGCAUCACUGGAUGUCUUGGACUGGGAAACAACGAUUCUCAAAUGUAUCCAAUGAGAAUAAAGUAUUUCGAUGAACAAAACAUCAAGGUCGUACAAAUGAGUGCUGGUGUCGAUAUGAGUAUGGCUGUGAGCACGAAUGGAACUGUAUAUGCAUGGGGAAAGACUGACCAAGGGCGAAUUGGCCUUGGACUUAAGAGCCACCGCAUAACAAUGCCAAGACAAGUUCAAAUGAAAUCAGGAGACAAAGUUGUCAAGGCUGUUGACGUGGAGUGUGGAUACGUACAUUCCAUGAUCGUCGCUCUUGACGGAACAAUCUAUCAAUGCGGAAGUGUUGGCCUGGGUGGUCAAGCCGACGGAACGACUUCAUCUGGAGAGCCUACACAAGUUAGCGAUUUUAACAUUUGGCAUCGAGUACCAGAGCCAAAGGAGAGAAUCGUCAAGACCGGAGAGCGAUGGAAGAAGUAUGGCAAAUACGAAGUCAAAGGUCGACAAAAGAUGAUGACGGAAACAGAAUAA
Cylindrotheca closterium is the source of this 2085-nucleotide messenger RNA. Lineage: Eukaryota; Bacillariophyta; Bacillariophyceae; Bacillariales; Bacillariaceae. The record is from the annotation of a GenBank genome assembly.